AUGCACAGCUAUACAUUGGAGAUUCUUGUUGUACUAUCACUCCUCUUCAUUAAAGAUACAAUUGCUUUAUCCUAUGGGCAGCAAUGCGAUGCAUCUGCUAUCUACACAGCAACAUGGCAGUAUGAUGAUUCCUGUCAAAACGUGUACCUCUUUUGUGAUCCUGCCACCAAUACUUGUAACUAUAAGGGUUGUGCCAAUUCGGAUUACAUGAAAGAAUGGAAUGUUGCGGUUCAUCCAUAUCCCCCACGAUGUCAUGGAGGCACUUUUUGCCCAGAUAGCAAUUCUAAAUGCACACCGCUGGUGCAACCAGGAGGUCAUUGUGAGCUGCAACGGGAUGAUGAAUGUGCGGGUAACAAUGCCAUAUGCCUGAAUUCAACGUGCUAUAUCAAGGCGGCACCUCUUAGUGGUGGAUGUGCGAUGGAUGUCACCGAUUAUGUAUCGUAUGACGCCACAGGGAACGGUGUACAACAGCGAAUUGUGCGUGACAAUUGUACGCAGGGAACCUAUUGCGUCCACAGCAAAUGCAUUCCUUCAAAGCAAAAUGGGAUGGCAUGCGACCAAGAUCGUGAAUGCAUAUCAGGGACUUGCAGUACCGAUUAUGUGUGCAUUAAUGGACCGGAAGUCUUCCGUACGAUACCGACAUGGUUGUGGGCUGUGGUCGGUGUUGCGGUGUUCUUGUUUGUAUUGGCGACAUUGGUAGUGCUUUGGAUAUUGCAUCGAUUCCAAGCUCGAAGAGAACGUGCCUUACGAGCUAAAUUCUUUGGCGACAAUGAAGAGUUUGCAAAAUAUGCAAUGCUUGAACAACCGGAUGGGGAUGACAAUGAUGGUUCUCGUAGUAGCGAUCCAUCAAGUCUCACCCGUAGCAUGGUUUAUCUUACAACGCCCGAAUACAAUGAAUCAGCUGCAAGAGCUACACCACGUCCUCUUAGUUUUAUUCUAGGCAACAAACGUGCAAGUACUGGUUCUCAUAAUAGUAGCGUUACUGCUACGGGUGUCUCCCAUAACAGCAACACAAUGCCAUCAAGAGCUUCCUUUCAACGUCUUAAUUCUACCGAACUUCAUCCACGUAUCAACUCUCCUUCAAACCAACAACAACAACAACAACCAUCCUCAUCAACAAUGCAUGAAAAAUGA
Lichtheimia ornata is the source of this 1134-nucleotide messenger RNA. RefSeq lists its product as uncharacterized. The record is from RefSeq and is a predicted model, not a curated record. NCBI's taxonomy places the organism in Eukaryota, Fungi, Mucoromycota, Mucoromycetes, Mucorales, Lichtheimiaceae. The transcript has 5 exons. Bases 1 to 1134 code for a protein of 377 amino acids.